GCUGCCAUCUUGAAGCAUCAUUUUUCUACAGCAGUCUCAAUGAAUAAAAAAAGCCAAAGCGUGGGUUCAGCACUUUGAUUCUGUGUCUGCCCACAUAAAUCUGACGCAUUUUAAAUAACAAGCAGCCUGGGUCACCACUUUUCAUGACGGGUAAAAGUGAACAGGUGAAUCUUCUGUUUGUUGCAGAGUCAUCCACCAAAUGUCACUUCAUUUUUCACAGUGGAUGUGUUUUCACAGGUUCUGCUGGUUUACGUUUCUAUUCACACCUAGGGAAUGUUUUUUUAUGUAUAUUUGUACUGAAAAUGAUAAUAUGUGAAAGCUUCUUGUUGUUGAUCCAUCAGGUAGAAACUGUGACAGACUCUGAGGCUGAGAGUAAAGGCCUCCCUCAGUUCCACUCCAUAGGAAUCCAGGUGGAGGCCCACAAACGGCACGGACGGUUCAAACGCUCCAACAGCGUGACCACCGCGGUGCAAGCAGACAUGGAGCUGGAGGGGUUCCCCUCCAUGGAAGACAAGGGUCUGCAGUUCGGAGGUGCCUUCGGGCGACACUCGGAGCCCAGCACGCCCACGCAGUACGGAGCCAUCCGUACGGUGCGCACGCAGGGCCUGUUCAGUUACAGGGAGGACUACAGGCCGUCCAGUGGACCCCCCAGCCCGCAGCCUGAACCCUGGCUGGUAGAACCAAGCCUGGAGAGUACUGAUACCGGCCGAAUGUCUCCUCUGCGAAGGGACGGCAGCUGGUUCAUGCAGCUGCUUCACAAUGAGACCAAGCGGCUGGAGGGAUGGUGCAAAGAGAUGGAGAGAGAGGCGGAGGAGCAUGACAUGUCAGAGGAGAUCCUGGGAAAAAUCCGGAGCGCCGUGGGCAGCGCUCAGCUCCUCAUGUCUCAAAAGUUCCAGCAGUUUUACUGGCUUUGUCAGCAGAAUAUGGACCCCAGUGCCAUGCCCAGACCCACAUCUCAGGACUUGGCUGGUUUCUGGGACCUCCUGCAGCUCUCCAUCGAUGACGUCACUGCCAAGUUUGACGAGCUGCAGCAGAUCAAGAGCAACCAGUGGCAGCUGGUGGAGAGUCCGGAGAAGAAGGAGCGGAAGUGGCCACCACCUCUGUCAAAGCGACCAGUCAAGGGACGUGGCGGCAUUACGCGGGAGCGCUCCCUGGACCUUCAGGACCGCCAGCGUCAGGAAGCCCGCAGACGACUCUUGGCUGCCAAACGAGCAGCAUCGUUCAGACAGAACUCAGCCACAGAGAGGGCAGACAGCAUCGAGAUCUACAUCCCCGAGGCCCAGACACGGCUUUGAGGUUCACUGACUCAUCCUCGGCCCCUAACGUCCAUUUUCCCUCCCUUCUUGUGUCCUCGUCCCUCAUCCCAUUUGUCUCUGCGUCUUCAUCUGUUGCCAUUCUCUGGGUCAGCGCUCAACGAAGCUACACUAGGCAAAGAUUCUCAGAAGAAAUUAAAGCAAAGGCCUUCUCACACAUGACAACGUGGCACUGCCAUGGGCACAGCUUCAGUUUCUUAAACUGUGGGAGAGAAACCAAAGUUGUCCCCAAAAACAGUCAAACCGGACACACCAGCAUAAAUAACUUCCUCCUCUCCCUCUGGUUACACAUCUAGUUUGUUAAAAGUGAUUUCUGUCCCGGUGGACGAGGUAAAGUUAUGGCCCACCUUAAAGAGCUGCUAAGUGGAAGUUCCCUAGCGUGGCUUUAAGUGCUCUACUAUGAGAAUGAGCUGCUAUAACUACUAUAAACACACUCACACAUGAAUACUACAAAGAUUUUAUGACUUUUUUGUGUCUUCAUUGUGAUAGAAUAUGGGAAAUUCUCCCUGAUGCCACAUUUAAAGGCAAAACACAAGGUGCAACAUUUCCUCACCAGCAACACUGGUCUUCAGGCUACAGCAAAACAUACACAGUUAUUUAUCUAAAAGAUUUAUCGUACGAAUCAUUUUCAAUUUAAAAAAAAUAAAAUAAAAAAUGAAUUCCCUUCUGUAGGAAAAAAAGAUGGUGGCGCUACUUACCAUUAGUUGUAAUAAGAUGGCUGCUUGGAUUCAUAGAGGGCGGAGAUGGUCUUCCUGUAUUGAGUCUGUGGCUCAUCUUCAGUUUCCCCAAAUCCAGAGCAUCCGACAGGAGUAAGGACCACCCUGUGGUCAAAGAGAGAAUUACGUUUCUUUUAAGAAUGUAUAACGAUUAAAAUGUUUAAUCGGAGUCAUCACACGGUGGCAGUGAAUUAAUCACAACUAAUAAGGAGGAUGAUAUUAGUUGUUGAAAAAUCAUCCUGAACAAUCCAGUUCAAUAUAUGACUAACAAAUAAUUUCAAAAAAAAAAAAUCAUCCUGGAAAACAGUACCAGUACUACAUCACUUAAAUCAAUGUUUGUGGUUUAAAUCUAACAAACAGAUUAGUUUUCUCACAUCUUUUUCUUUGUUUUGUUUUUUAGCCAGGUUUGCUGUAGCUGCCGACCAGUGUUAUUGAGUGAGCCUAAAAAAAAAACAGUGCUAAAAACUCUUCUACGACGACUGUAUUUCCACACGUCUUCACUCCCAUUCACACCACAGUCUACGUUCAUUUAGCUACAAAGGCUUUGCUGCUGGAUACAUUUCCACUGCAGAACAAAUAUGAAUUAUUACCAGACAAACUAUAACAUUUUGUGCAGCCUGGGAGAGGUGACUGUAUCACACAGUGCAUUUUGCACCUUAUAAUAUUCAUGUUUGUAUUUCCAAGGGAAAUGUAGUUUACGAAGCUCAUGUGAUUAUUGUUGCAGUUGAAUUGCAAGAACAGACGUGAGGGGGAAAAAAAAAAAUGGAACCACAGAAUUUCAUGUUCCUCUGUGGGUUCACACAUAAGAAACACAUGGACCUUAUGUUGUUUUCUCUUCUCUCUGAUGCCGUUCAGGCCAACAUUGUAAUUCUAACACUUUUAAUUCUACUUAUACACUCUAUACCACCAUCACAUCGACACAUUUACUAUCUAUAUUUCAGGCAGUUGUGGGACAACAGGAUUCACGACCUGCGUGAUGGUGUCGUGCCACACACUGCAUCCAAACUUUUGUUCCAAGUGGAAAAUAACGACCAACCACUUGUUUCUAUUUCCGUCUGCUCAUGUUAGUCUAGGAAAGACAGGUGCAAAUGACACUUUAACAAUAUUCAGUUACUAUAGUCAAUGGUGCUGCUUUUUACUCUGAAAACUGUUGUCCUUUACCCAGUCCUAUGUGCACGCACACACACAGUCACACACACACACAAACCACACACACAUUCACUCACUCAAGGACUUUUUAAACAGAGAUUUAUUAUUAUGGUGCCCAUCUUCUCUCCAAUGACUUGUGAUGGAAUUGUGACUUUAGAAAAGAUCAUCUUUGCAACGCUCUGGAGCCUCGGUGAUAAAAAUAAGGAGAAAAGUUUUUUUUUUAAUUGAAUACAUCUUUUUCUUUUUGUUUGCUGGGAUGGAUUUCAAAUCUGACAUUCCAGUGACCAGUGCCGGCUCUAAUUAAUCUACUGCCUUUGGCAUGAUUAUAGUUGGUUCCCCUGCUUAUACUGUAGUGACUUUCACUGCAAAUGAACGUGCACUCACACAAAAAUUAAAUCUUACCAAUAAUUAAUUCUCAUUUUCUGUUAUUAAAAGUCACAGAAAUAUAAAAUUAAUUAAUUCAUGUAAAAAAAAAUUAAAGAAAAAAUAAAUAGCCUAUAAAAAAUGUACAGGAUGAGCACUUGGUGGUGCUAAAGAGGAGAUCUGUGUAGAACAUAAAAAAACUCCUUUUCAAAAAUAGUCCCAAUGAAUGAAGGAACUCAGUAUUUCAAUUGAAGGUCAUUCUAAAAACUAAUUCUGUUCUCACUAACAGACCAGUUAUACAUGCCUCACAUCACAUAAGCUUGCAGCCUGCAAAAUGUGGCUCACUGACUAGACAAGGGAUACCAACUGAGGGCCACUAGUCCAUACCAUCUAUGUCACAACCUUGCUUUAACACUGACCCUCACUCUCAAAUCUGACUUGCCUCAUGCAAAACCAGAGGCAAAAUGCUGCCCCCAGUCUAUGAGACUGGGUCCUAUUUUAUACCCCAAAGGGAGAGAACACACUGCCAUUCAUCCUCAUUUGUCAGUUUAAGUCCAGAUAAUUAAAACUAAUGUCGAUGCAGGGCCAGUAGGCGGACGCUGCAGUGCAGGCUUUAAUGUUCCCCAUAAUUACAGCAGCACUCAGGAGAACUGUGGAGAAGAAGGAGCAGAGGGAGGUUUUACUGUACGAAACAAAAAAAGUCUGAAACCCUGACCUGAAACUCAACUCUACCCAAAACUCAUGAAAAAAAAAUUAUUACAUCCAAGGACUUGUUUCUCAAAUCCCAUGUAUUAUGGUCUAAGAUCAAACCACAGACAAAGAUCAAAAUGUCUGACACAACACAACUCCCAGAUUAAAAAAAAACCUUCUUAAGCCACAUAAAAUUAAUCAAACAAUUUAGAAACAAUUUUCUUUGUUCUUCCACUAUUAUAACUAUAAUAUCAAUUUUAAAACGAACAGGUCUGGAAAAGUGGCUCCACAGUGACACCAAGUGGUACACACAGAAAACAGAUGGUUCAAGUUUCAGGUCAGCUUUAAUUUUAAAUAAUGCCGUGUUAUAUUAAAAAAUGCAAAUCUUCAUCGGUAAUAUUUUAUUUUUUAAACAUAGCACCACGUUUUUAAUGUUUGACCCUCGACUGUGUCCUUGUCUCAAUGCAACAAUGGUUUAUAAUUAUAGUUCUGGUCCAACAGCGCCAUACUGUGGUCAACAACGAAAAUGCAUCCUGAAGCACUAGAGCAGUCACAUCAGACAGUGACCUGUGUUAAAUACUAUUUAUAUAACUAUAUACCAACAUCACUAUAAUAACUGUAUAAAAAUAUAUUUUAUGAAAUAUCUUUAUAAAAGUAUUAAGAGAGGAGAAUUUUUAACUAUACAAUAAAGAAUAUACAUUUUUGAGUACAUCAAUUAAGGUAAUAUUUUUGCUGUAUUUAACUCUAUGUAAGUUAGGGCAAAGGUCACUGACCUUUUUUGACCAAGCCCUGGAAAUAUCAAGAAUCAAGUUAAAAUAAUUUGUCAAAAUAAAACAUAUUUUACACUGAUUAUCAAAUAAAUGCAAAAAAUAUAAUAGUGUUAUUUAUUCUGGCUCUGAAGCCCAGUACUGACUGACCCAUGGUCCAAUACAGGUUUGGGACCAGGUGACUGGGAACUUCCACUCUUGAGAUUGAAAAUGUGAAAUGUUCUCCUUUGAUUCAUAUGACUGUGUAAUUAUAGACCUUCAUUUAAACUCAGUUAAUUAGUUCUGUACUUCAAUUAAAGCCACUGUUUCUUCAUUAUCAUUUUAAUUACACCACAUUAUUUAAAGAUGAGUCUUUUCACUUUGUUGCAAUUAAAAUAACGGAGGGAAAUAUUUCUCUCCAGUUGCAGUUAAAUGGAGUUUAAUAAGAGUUUUUUUUUAAUCUGUUCAGAAACAUGAAGACAGGUCACAUUAGACCUUUGACCUUUUCUUUACUCAAAUAUCUUAAUCUCUCCAUGUCACGGUGUCAUUGUUAGAGUAAAUGAUGUCACUGCCAAAGGUAAAACAGACUUUUUAAACAAUGUCAAUGAUCUUCCAUCUGAAUGAAAGUCAUUCAGAUCAAGUCGACUUCCCACAGACUGUAAAACUGUGAUUCCAUCGACAGUAUGAUGAUGAUGAUCAUCAUCAUCAUCAUCAUCAUCAUCAUCAUCAUCAUCAUCAUCAUCAUCAUCAUCAUCAUCAUCAUCACAGUGGAGGUGUUUGUCCAUUUGUGCAGCAUCUAGUUGAAACAUCAUUCUGACUGAGAAUUUCCCUGCAGGCUGUUUGAUUCUUUGAUGAACGUAAACGUUCACACACUGUUGUGGAGGUUCAGACUAAAAACAGGAGGACAGAAUGUUAAAAACCUCAGUUAACCCCGUGACCCCUCACUGAGGCUGGAUUGAAGACGUCUUUAAAGAGUCGCAGAUCAUCAUGCUGCUGCCAAUUGGUUGCUGGUUGCUGUAGUUGCGUUGUUUGUUGUACAUUUCUCUCAUUUUUUUAUUUUUUUAUCUUUAGGUUAAAGUUUUCCGUUCCAUCUGCUCAUUUUUCUCUUGUUUUGACAUUUUUGUCUGGCCGUGCCACACGGGGGCUUCAUCGUCAACUAUGUACAUGACAAAUCCUCAGGUGCCUUACAGUGGGUUUUACAGUAGGUACAUUAGGAUUCCGCUGUUUUUGGAUCAUGGUUGUAGAAGUACUGCAACACACAUCUGUACUGGGCGAGUUUGUCUGGAACAUUAGUACAAAGGGCUGGAAGCAGGGACUGUGGAAGGUUUGAAAACACACAGACUCAAAUGUUUUCACAGUUUAAAACCGCAGCACAAGGAGAAUCCGUCUGUAAAAUAUUCAGGAAGGAUUCGAUUUUCAGCAGCGUGUUACAAAACAUCAGUUCAUCUCUGCAGAUUUCCCUUCUUUUCUUUGAUGCUGUGCCAUAAAAUCAUAAUAGUGUUUUAAUAACACGUAGGGCUCCGUUAUUCAGCGUUUACCUCACAGUCAAGCGUUAUAAAAACAGUGAUAUACUGUAUUAGGAGUCAUUUUCACAGGAAGUCCUUGUCAUGACUGUGUGCUACACAGUGGGACUUCAGCUGCACAUUAAAAACCAUAAUAACACCACAGUUAAAGCACCACGUCCAUCAUACGUUACAGUCAUAGACUGUACCUAACUGAAAUGAUAGGUUUUAAUAAUUUCUUCUUUGAAAAGAUUCAGCUUCAGCACCGAGAUUUCUUUGCCACAUGGCUAAUUCCAUUUCUUGUAUACAGUCAGUUUUCACAGCACCACAACGUAAGUGCAGUUUGAUAAAACCAAACACAAAGUGAGGUUUAAAAAAACCCCAUAUAUGUGUACAUAUAGGGCUACGAACGUUGAGUAAUACCAUUAAAAAAAACUAUUUUAUUAUGUACAGGUACAGGUGCUGGAUUUUACUGGUCCUCAUCAUGUAUUUUGUUCUAUUUACAUUUCUAGACUCCACGUGACAAUCAGCAAACACACAUACAAUGUGUUUUGUGAGAACAUCCCAACAUUAUCUAUUUCAAAAUAUAUACCUCAUCCAAGUCCAAACUCUAAUCUGACCCAAAACACCGUCACUCAUUCAGAACCUGCAAAAUGUCCCCACAAGGACAAGUGUCUCCACAGUAAUAGUACUCUCUCUCACACACACACACACACACAACAACAACCAAUAUAAAAGAAGAUAAUUUUGCCAUGUAUUAUUGGAUUUCUUUUUAACAUAAAUAGUCUGUCUGGAUUAUGCUGCCCUCAUGUGGAUACAUCUGAUACAACAGGGUUUCAUUUCAAUUCUAAUUUUGCAAACUGGGCAUAAUGUCACACACACAUACAGUUUGAGUCAGAGCAGGUCAGGGUGAUGCCACUGGGUGCCCACCACUGGUGACCUGUUAAAUAUUUUUGACAUCAAAAUCUCAAAUUUUUAGUUUACACAACAUUUUACAAACACUACACACAGAUACACACACGACAAGGGGCUGUUAACAUACAACUCUGUUAACCUUUCACUGAAAACUUUUCUCCUUGUUUAUGACACGGUUGCGCUGCAAAGAUGUCUUUUUACUGUUGGCUCUCUCUUCUCAUAAAUGUGAUGCUGUGAGGUUGACAUUACGCCCUGCAGGUCAUGUGACCUCAGGGCGAGUGAAUCUGUUCUACUGGCAAUAACUUUAAUUUAAUUUACAUUCAAGUUGGCUUUAAUCCUCACUUUCCAAAAUGCUAAUAUUGAGCCAAUGAUACCUCUAACAAUUACUGCUAACUAAGAGUUAGCCCAACAACAGCUAAAAAAGAGCCAAUACCACAUAAAACAACAAGAGAACACUAACAGUUAGCCACACAAUUGCUAAAAGGGAGACAAAAAUACCUGUAACAACAAAAUAUAUCUAUUCAUUAGCUGCAAAAUUCUCACAGAUGAGACCUCAAAAUUGCCAACAAUAUCUACAGUUGCCAAAGUUAACUAGAAACCACCCCAAAACUUCCAUGUCUCGUCCACAUCCUAUAUUUAAUUUAAAAGUACACGUUUCUGUUUCAUCAGCUGCUCCUGUUCUUCAUGUGUGCACUCAAUUUAUGAGGAGAGAGAAAAGUCACAAUUGAGUUUUUCUUUGCUGGAGAAAUGUUGUUGUGUUGUGACUGUGGGCAGAAAAACAACUAAGAGUCUGUCCUUGGUUUUUGGAAUGUGAGAAAAGAAAAAGGAAAAAAAAACUUUGAUAUUAUAAAAAAAGGUUUGUGGUUAUCUUAAAACUAUUUUGAAAUGUUAGAUAUAUGAAUAAUGAGGAAAAAUAUAAAUGCCAAAUAUUCCGUAUUUGUACAGAAAUAUACAUAUAUAAAUAUAUAUAUACAAAUAUAUAUAUAUAUAAUAUUUGCCUCAUUAAAUGGGACUAUUUUCUGCUCUUUGUUUGGAUUUGUUCCACCUUCCUUUGUCCACAUUCUUUUCAAAGAGAAUUCAGAAUAGCAUGCAGGAUAGUGAAAAUGAAUGUAUUCUUUAGUGUUUCAUUGCUGCUCAGUAUUACAGCAGACAUUCUGCAGAACUAUUUGUGUUUAUAGGGUUGAUUUCACACCGAUAUUUCAUUUUACAACUUCUCUUCACUUACAAAUCAAUUGUAAACUUCCUUUGUUUCCUUUUUUUUUCAAAAUGAAGGUUUUUGACAUGGUUUCACAACUUUAUACCAUUUUAAUUUUUAAAAAAGUUUUAUUCCUCUGCUUUAUUAAUGUGGUUGGGUAUAUUUGCCUCCUCUGGAUACAGCUAUUUACCAUAUGUUGUAAAUAAUUAUGCAAAUUAAACUUUUUGAAGAAAA
Molecule: messenger RNA, 8823 nt
Organism: Cynoglossus semilaevis (tongue sole)
Lineage: Eukaryota; Metazoa; Chordata; Actinopteri; Pleuronectiformes; Cynoglossidae
Product: disks large-associated protein 2
Exons: 5
Coding region: 144-1295 (383 amino acids)
Biological process (GO): signaling
Cellular component (GO): postsynaptic specialization; glutamatergic synapse
Molecular function (GO): molecular adaptor activity
Source: RefSeq, a predicted model, not a curated record